AUGAACGUACCAAAACAUUCAACAGAACGACGAGGCAGUUUAAUGACUCGAAGUACAUUAUGUGGCGUAAUUAAAAGUUUAGAUAAACACUGUAUUUUAGAUCCGAAUGAUGUUGUUAUCGUUACUCUAUGCGAUAUAACACUUUGGGAUGGUGCACAUUUAGAUUGUCCACAUAUUCCUCAACGAUUUAUUGUAUCAAAAACUGAAUUGGAUAAUUGUGAUUAUUUUCCAAUUCCAUUUACAAUCUAUUAUGAUGAUGAUGAAAUCGAUGGAAAUCUUUGCUAUGGUGUACGAUGUGAUAUUUUUGGUAAAAAUCACGAUUUAAAAUAUAGCUCGGAAGGAUUCAUUAAUGUUUUAACUGAAAAAAAUCCUAAAACAAAUAUACAUAUUACCAUUGUACCAUGUAAAAUUCCUUCAACACAAAAAUAA
This is a messenger RNA of Adineta steineri, 429 nucleotides long. The record is from the annotation of a GenBank genome assembly. NCBI's taxonomy places the organism in Eukaryota, Metazoa, Rotifera, Eurotatoria, Adinetida, Adinetidae.